This is a messenger RNA of Seminavis robusta, 2220 nucleotides long. NCBI's taxonomy places the organism in Eukaryota, Bacillariophyta, Bacillariophyceae, Naviculales, Naviculaceae. The record is from the annotation of a GenBank genome assembly.
AGCUACUAGUACUAGAAAGCCAUUAGUUUCGCAGCAUUUUAAGAUUAUUAUUGCCAUCUUCCAAGACGAGACGACACAGCAUUGCCAGGCAAGAGCGAACACAAGGAGCACACCGCUGGUCUCUUCCAAGUCAGGACCACAUUCAUACGUUGUCGACACCAUGGGAAAGAAAUCAAAGAAGAAAGGACCCGGAAAGAAGACAUGCGCCUCGAAGAAAGGUGGCAAUGCCGACAACAACCGCUUCGGCAAGGCCCAUCCAGUGUUCUUCGAUUUCUGCACGAUGCUGGCGACUGAAAAGAACAAUGCCAAAGCCAAAGUACUUCUGAACUCCUUUUGCGAAGCAAUCGAACCUCCUAUGAUGCCCCGAGAGCUCUGUGAUUUGUACAUGAGAUUUGUCAGUCGCAUGAACGGUUGGCACCCAGGCAGGGUCACCAUCUUCACUUUGUAUUUCAACUCAGUGUACUCCGAGUUAGAGAAAUAUCAGUCUGGUGGAUCCAAGCCAGUAGAAGAAGAAGACAAACGGUUCUUGUUGGAAAUCGCCUCUGCGGAUUCGGAACCUGCACUCCUAGUGACCAAUGCUCUGUAUCUCAUGGGACACAUUGAGUACACAAUUGAAGCCAAUGUUGGAGAGGCCUGCUCCUUCAUGAGCACGGUGAUUUCUGCUUGUGAUGCAGCCACGAAGGAGGAAAGAUCGCGAAAAAUACCAUUCCUUCUACAUCCAAAUUGGAAAACGGUCAACGAUUGCCUGGAGUGGAUGCGUCAUAGUGCCGAGGCUUACCUCAUGGCCAUGCGACAACCUGCCGAGAACUCGCUGAGUGAUCCUCAACCUGCUGUGGAGGAAGACGCCAUCGUUUCGGUUGCCGAUACCACCACUGGUGAAAAACCUACUGCGAAGGAAGACUCCUUUGUUGAGGUUGCUGGUGUUGGCGUGGAAGACGCCAUCGAUGCGGUUACUGACACCACCACAGGCGUGGCACAAGAUCUUGUGGAUUUCGCAACAGGAUUGACUAAUCAGGAGAAUCUGAAAGCCGUGAGGCUUUUUGCAAUCUUGCGGAGCGUUGCGGAAAGAGACGUGUCUUCUGUGUCUUGUCGAGAACUACAGGAUGUAAGCAUGGAGCUUGUAACAUUCCUGGACGCUGACAAAUGGCACAGUACAAGAGUCUUUUUCUUCUUUCAUUAUUGCAAUAAUAUGCGCCUUGCGACGGACGAGAAUUAUAAGCUUGCAACAGAAGAAGACAAACGAUUCUUGAGGGGGAUCGUCCGGUCUGCAGAUUCAGAACCUGCAUUCUUUGUGGCUCAUGCAUUGUAUCUCUUGGGAGCCAUUGAAGUUGAACAGGAGCGCAAUGUUGAUGGGAUGUGUCACUACACAAACCAUGCCAUUAUGACAUGUGAUGCUGCCAAGGAUGAGGAAAAGUUGCGAACACUGACCAUUCUUCCUCCAACUGCAGCCUUUCAAGAACCUCGAUACAAUGAAACGGUUGCCGAUCACCUCGUCGCACUGCGAGCGCUCUCGGUGUCUCUUCUCCAACGCGCUCGUAGCGACGACAUGAAACAAAAGCUUGUACAGUUGUAUUCUCUCGACCAAAAGGUGGCAUCGGCGGCAAUAGUUCCUGGGGACCAGUGUGACGGUUGUGGUGGCACGGAAGCAAAGCCCAUGAGAGUUUGUGAACGUUGUCUUCGCACUUACUAUUGCUCUCGUCAUUGUCAGAAAAUGCAUUGGAUCGAGCAUCAGAAGCUGUGCCGCCAACAGGGGGAAUUCCGGGUCGGCGAUCUGGCGAUAACGCGCCAACCCUUUGGGUCAUCGCGGUUCGGAGGUGUUUGUCACAUUGUCUCUCCUGUCCCAAACUGUGAGGGAGAAUGGGUUGUGUCCGACACGACCACAGAAAAUACAUGCAUCCUCUCUGCGGACAAACUGAGGGUGCACUCCUAUUUUGUUCGGGGCUUGACAGAAGAAAACGCGCUGGAAGAGUUGGAUUGAGCCAAGCACUGAGAAUCGAGGCUAUGACCCAUUGACACAUGUGUCUCUCUCAUGCACAAGACAAUCCACAAUCGCUUCCGUGGGGAUUGGAUCCGACACAAGACGUGGUGGAUUGGGCAGAUCAUACAAUACAAUUAGCAGGGUAGCUCAACUCUAGGCAGAGCUUGGACAGUCGCGACCUCCUCGCCGCACCUAGAUUACUUGUGCUCUUGGGAUUUGAAAACAUCAUAGUAAAAGAAUAC